Messenger RNA from Olea europaea var. sylvestris, 670 nucleotides. RefSeq lists its product as uncharacterized. The record is from RefSeq and is a predicted model, not a curated record. The transcript has a single exon. Bases 76 to 462 code for a protein of 128 amino acids. NCBI's taxonomy places the organism in Eukaryota, Viridiplantae, Streptophyta, Magnoliopsida, Lamiales, Oleaceae.
UUCUCAACUGCCCCUUGAAUUUGUUCACUCGAUAAAAAGAAAAAAAAAAAUCAAUCAUUUCUUCACCACCAAAAUAUGGCAUACAGAAGAAGCACAGCCUCCUCGAUCUUGGAAGUUUUUUCAUUAAACCCUUUGCCAUAUCCAGUCCUACUAUUUUUGGCUGUGAUUUUCAUAUUUCUUGGCCUGCAGUGGUAUAUUUCAUAUGAAUCAGUGGUGGAGGCCACGGAGGAGAACAUGGGGUGGCUACUAAUGGCCGCGCCACUGGUUUUACUCUUCGCCGUGCGGUGGCUAUCGACUGUGGAGAGUCCUGGGUGGUGGUACGGGUCGCCUUGGGACAGGAGGCGGACCAUGUAUCAUAUGCCGUCCGAGGGAAGCUCGCCGUGGGGUGUGGCAGCGUUGAUCUUCUUGUUACUUGUCUUAGUGCAGUACCAGUCUGUUUUUCUUGAGAGUUGGUUUAAAUGAAGCUCAGAAUGAAAAGUCAUAGGCAUGUGGGUUUCACCCAGCUUAAAAGCAGCUUUUUAACUGUUUUUUGUUUGUAAGUGAUGGGGGUUGUGUAAGACUAAGAUCAACAAUAGGCUAGAUUUGAAUUUUGAUGAUGUUUAGGCAUCAUGAUUAUGUAUAUAGCAUGGAAUGUUACUUGAUAAUAGAAAUCUGGUGUUUUUCAUGGAUA